AUGGUGGUGGCAUCGGCCCUGCUGCUCCUCCUCUGUGCCCCGCGCGCGGAAGCCCAGCCGCUGCCACACCUGCGCAUCGCCGGCUCGUCCACGGUGAAGCCCGUGGCGGAGCAGUGGCAGAAUGCGUUGCUCCUGAACUACUCGAUCACGCUCGAGGGGGGCGGCUCGAGCACGGGGGCGCGGCGCGUGUGUCUGCCACCGAGCGACCCGGAGCACGUGGACAUCGGCGACAUGUCUCGCGAGUGGAAGACCUCCGAAGCGCAGCUGCUGGACGACGGGUACACGUACGAGUGCCUCGAGAGCGGCAACCGCGUCACGCAGAUCAUGGUGGCCAUCGACGGCCUGGCAGUGGCCGUCAAGAGGGACAGCGCGGCUCACGCGUGCAUCGAGGCCAUCGGGGGCCUGACGCUCGCACAGCUGCGCUGGGUCUUCUCCGACUGGAGCGAUGCCGAGCUGGAGGCGGACGGCGUAUCCAUCGAGUCGUGCGUGCCCAACAUGGACGACGACGCUGUCAAGGAGUGGAGCGACCUGGACGCCAGGUGCGAGGAGACGCCGAUCAACCCCUACGGCGCCGGCGACCAGUCUGGCACCCACGACUUCUUCGGGGAGACGGUCCUGGGCGACUUCGGGGGGGCAGAGGGCUUCCCGGACUGCGACGCCGACGAUAUGCAUUAUCUUGAAGGUCUCGACGAGGAUGCUGCGGACCUCUACAUUCAGUCUCAGCGGACUCCGAAUUGCGUCAUGCCCUCGGAGGAUGACCAUCUCCUGCUGCAGUGGCUGCUCGCAGACACAGGUGGGCAGGGAUGGGGCGGGACGGGGGGGAGGGGGCAGGGGACGGACCGGGACCGCAGGGGGCAUCGCAUAUUUCGGGUACGCUUACUUCGCCCAGUUCACCGACACGGUCGCUGCCAUUGCGAUCGCGAAGGACACGGAAUUGGGGGUGUUAGACACGCUCUUGGCCAAAAUUGUACCCGAUAG
Prorocentrum cordatum is the source of this 978-nucleotide messenger RNA. The record is from the annotation of a GenBank genome assembly. Lineage: Eukaryota; Dinophyceae; Prorocentrales; Prorocentraceae.